Vitrella brassicaformis is the source of this 2040-nucleotide messenger RNA. The record is from the annotation of a GenBank genome assembly. Lineage: Eukaryota; Vitrellaceae.
GUCGCUCGCAAGCAAGCCGAUGACUACUUCAAGAUGGUCUGCUCUAAGGUCAUUUCCUCGAGUCACACACACAGACCAGCACAAAGCGGUGCACACAGAAUGACGCACGUCUGCAUACAUAUAAGCGCACAUUCGCUUGCUUGCUUGCUUGAUAGCAGUUAACGAACCCGCUCCCCGACCAAGCUGAUCAAUGCACUCAAGAGACUACCGCGCCAGCCGCCACUGUGCCAGCCCCGAGGCUGCGGGAGCUUGAGGAGACCGCUGCCUGGUACCAAAUCGGCGCCGACAUCGAUGGCGAAGCGGCCGGUGACCGAUCGGGGAUAGCAGUGGCUAUCUCAAGUGAUGGCUCUCGUUUGGCCAUCGGUGCUGACUAUAAUGAUGGCGGUGGUUCUGACAGCAGUCAUGUUCGCGUGUUUGACCUCACUGGAUCCACCUGGACUCAAGUCGGCGCCGACAUUGAUGGCAAAGCGGCCGGUGAUCAAUCGGGGUAUUCAGUGGCCAUGUCCAGUGAUGGCUCUCGUUUGGCCAUCGGUGCUUACUGGAAUGAUGCUGGUGGUUAUGCAAGCGGUCAUGUUCGCGUGUUUGACCUCGUUGAAUCCACCUGGACUCAAGUCGGCGCCGACAUCGAUGGCCUAGCGGCCUAUGACCAAUCGGGGUAUUCAGUGGCCAUGUCCAGUGAUGGCUCUCGUUUGGCCAUCGGUGCUUGGGGGAAUGAUGACGGUGGUUCUGACAGCGGUCAUGUUCGCGUGUUUGACCUCGUUGAAUCCACCUGGACUCAAGUCGGCGCCGACAUCGAUGGCGAAGCGGCGGAUGACUGGUCGGGGGCAGCAGUGGCGAUGUCCAGUGAUGGCUCUCGUUUGGCCAUCGGUGCCCCCUACCAUUUUGGUAGUAGUCUUGACAGCGGUCAUGUUCGCGUGUUUGACCUCGUUGAAUCCACCUGGACUCAAGUCGGCGCCGACAUCGAUGGCGAAGCGGUCUUCGACAAUUCGGGGUAUUCAGUGGCCAUGUCCAGUGAUGGCUCUCGUUUGGCCAUCGGUACUCAGGGGAAUAAUGGCGGAGGUUCUGGCCGCGGUCAUGUUCGCGUGUUUGACCUCGUUGAGUCCACCUGGACUCAAGUCGGCGUCGACAUCGAUGGCGAAGCGGAUGAUGACCGGUCGGGGCAGUCAGUGGCCAUGUCCAGUGAUGGCUCUCGUUUGGCCAUCGGUGCUUGGGGGAAUGAUGGCGGUGGUUCUCUUAGCGGUCAUGUUCGCGUGUUUGACCUCGUUGAAUCCACCUGGACUCAAGUCGGCGCCGACAUCGAUGGCGAAGCGGCCAAUGACCAAUCGAGGCGGUCGGUGGCCAUGUCCAGUGAUGGCUCUUCCUUCGCCAUCGGUGCUCCGAGGAAUGGUGGCGGCGGUUCUGACAGCGGCCAUGUUCGCGUGUUCACGACCACUCCACAGCUGACACUGACGACUGCUGCACCAAGCACAGCAUCACUGACGAGUGCUGCAGCAAGCACAAUAUCACUGACGAGUGCUGAACCAAGCACAGAAUCACUGACGAGUGCUGAACCAAGCACAGAAUUACCAACCACUACUCCAGCAACCACAUCAGCUCCAACAAUUUCAUCCGAGACGCCAACGCCAACGUCAUCUAUGCUGAUAUCCGAUCUGCUAGCCGAUGGGCACAUCAUGGUCGACAGCGUCACCCCUGAUGAUCAGGAGGAUGCGGCAGCUGUGUGUCAUAUAUCAUUCACCACGAGGGUGUCUUGUAUUGCCGCCAACUAUCCCAAGCGCAUCACUUUGGCAGAGGACAGCCCUGUUACGGAUGUCGAGGGCACCAGCUAUGACGAUAUUAUUACGGGCAACGCUAGAGACAAUACGCUGGAAGGUGGAAAUGGUAAUGACACCAUCGUCAGCGGUGGCGGAGAUGACAGUAAGCGACCGAAUAGAGAGAGAGAAAAGAGCUUUUCUUAGUCUAUUGCCUUCAUUCGUGUGUAUUGCGUGUGUGUGUGUUUUUGAGUUAGUUCUGCUCGGAAUGCAAGGAGCGGACAUGUUGUAG